GGCUCUCUCUCGCGAGGCCGCCGCGGCGGUUGUCGGGACCGGGGGGGCCGCAGCUAUGGCGCCCAAAAAGAAAGGCGGCAAGAAGGGCAAGGGGGGGAAGGCGGCGGCCGUGGUGGACGGCAUGGCGCCCGAGGACAUGAGCAAGGAGCAGCUGGAGGAGCACAUUGUGCGGCUGCGGGAGGAGCUGGACCGCGAGCGCGAGGAGCGCAACUACUUCCAGCUGGAGCGCGACAAGAUCCACACCUUCUGGGACAUCACGCGGCGGCAGCUGGAUGAGAAGAAGGCCGAGCUGCGCAACAAGGACCGCGAGAUGGAGGAGGCCGAGGAGCGGCACCAGGUGGAGAUCAAGGUGUACAAGCAGAAGGUGAAGCACCUGCUGUACGAGCACCAGAACAACCUGACGGAGCUGCGGACCGAGGGCACUGUGUCCAUGAAGCUGGCGCAGAAGGACCACCGGGCCCAGGAGCUGGAGCUGCGCCGGGACAUGCGCUCCCUGAAGGUGGAGCUGAAGGAGCAGGAGCUGGCCAACGAGGUGGUGGUGAAAGGCCUGCGCAUGAAGCAGGAGGAAGAGAUCACACGCCUGCGCUGUGACUUCGAGAGACAAGUGAAAGAGAUUGAGGCCAAGUACGAGAAGAAGAUGCGGCUGCUGCGGGAGGAGCUGGACCUGCGGCGCAAGACGGAGAUCCAUCAGAUCGAGGAGCGCAAGAAUGGGCAGAUCAACACGCUGAUGCAGAACCACGAGAAGGCCUUCAGUGACAUCAAGAACUACUACAACGAUGUCACCCUCAACAACCUGGCCCUCAUCAACACCCUCAAGGAGCAGAUGGAGGAGAUGAAGAAGAAGGAGGACCACCUGGAGAAAGAGAUGGCAGAGGUGCUGCUGCAGAACCGGCGCCUGACAGAGCCCCUGCAGCGCGCCCGGGAGGAGGUGGCCGAGCUGCAGAAGAAGCUGGUGCACUAUGAGAAGGACAAGGAGGUGCUGGCGAGCACGAAGGCCCGGCUCAAGGUCACCCAGAAGGAGCUGAAGGACCUUCAGUGGGAGCACGAAGUGGUGGAGCAGAGGUUCAGCAAGGUGCAGGCGGAGCGGGACGAGCUGUACCGCAAGUUCACGCAGGCCAUCGGCGAGGUGCAGCAGAAGACCGGCUUCAAGAACCUGCUGCUGGAGCGCAAGCUGCAGGCGCUCACCGGGCUGGUGGAGAAGAAGGAGGUGCAGCUCAACGAGGUCCUCUCUGCCGCCAACCUCGACCCCAGCGCCCUCUCCCUGGUCACGCGCAAGCUGGAGGACGUGCUGGAAUCCAAGAACACCAGCAUCAAGGAGCUGCAGUACGAGCUCGCCCGGGUCUGCAAGGCGCACAACGACCUGCUGCGGACAUACGAGGCAAAGCUUGCAGCUUUCGGGAUCCCGCUGGACAACCUGGGCUUCACGCCGCUGGAGACACCCCUGCUGGAGCAGGCACUGGGCCAGGGCCCUGCUGGACUGGUCGCCACCCCCACAUAGCACCCAUGGGUGCGCUGACCUUGCUACGCAGGCCACAGCUCCAUGGGCAGCAGAGCUCCUGGCAGUGGCUCUGCCCCAUCCCUGUGCUGCCGCAGGCACCGCACUGGCCCAGGUGGGGAGUGGGGCUUCCCCAGCCCCCAUUAAACAGCCAAGGAAGGUUUGCAGA
This is a messenger RNA of Alligator mississippiensis (American alligator), 1664 nucleotides long. RefSeq names its product growth arrest specific 8 (gene GAS8). Gene Ontology annotation, biological process: flagellated sperm motility. The record is from RefSeq and is a predicted model, not a curated record. Bases 56 to 1498 code for a protein of 480 amino acids. The transcript is spliced from 11 exons. Gene Ontology annotation, molecular function: microtubule binding; small GTPase binding. Gene Ontology annotation, cellular component: motile cilium; Golgi apparatus; microtubule. NCBI's taxonomy places the organism in Eukaryota, Metazoa, Chordata, Crocodylia, Alligatoridae.